This is a messenger RNA of Parastagonospora nodorum SN15, 159 nucleotides long. RefSeq lists its product as hypothetical. NCBI's taxonomy places the organism in Eukaryota, Fungi, Ascomycota, Dothideomycetes, Pleosporales, Phaeosphaeriaceae. The transcript has 2 exons. Bases 1 to 159 code for a protein of 52 amino acids. The record is from RefSeq and is a predicted model, not a curated record.
AUGUCCGAGACGCGAUACGAGCCUUUCGUUGCAUACGUUAUGAGGGUCGUGCUGUUGAAACACGGCGCUGGAGAUGUUAAUGAUGGUGGUGAUCACCAGCAGAACACCGUAAACGUGCACAAGAAGCCAUCUUCACAAGGCAGCGUUCCAUUCAUGUAG